This is a messenger RNA of Myotis lucifugus (little brown bat), 5376 nucleotides long. RefSeq names its product sorbin and SH3 domain containing 1 (gene SORBS1). Bases 214 to 4077 code for a protein of 1287 amino acids. The record is from RefSeq and is a predicted model, not a curated record. Gene Ontology annotation, molecular function: protein binding. The transcript has 33 exons. Gene Ontology annotation, biological process: cell-substrate adhesion. NCBI's taxonomy places the organism in Eukaryota, Metazoa, Chordata, Mammalia, Chiroptera, Vespertilionidae. Gene Ontology annotation, cellular component: cell-substrate junction; nucleus; cytoplasm.
GGGCCAACUGCAGCGUGUAGUGCGAGCGGGACAGGACGCGCGCUGCCCGCCCGCCCGCCCGGCGACCCGCAAGGACGCGGCAUUUGUCGGAAGAGUCUGUGAAACCCUCUCUCUACCCAGAGCUCCAGGACCAAUGCAUCUUUCCAUCGCCCUAAACCGCUGGUGAAUAGCAGUGCCGAGCCCCAGUUGCAAAAGACUUGUCCUGUCACCACCAUGAGCUCUGAAUGUGACGUUGGCGCUUCUAAAGCCGUGGUGAACGGGUUGGCACCAGGCAGCAAUGGGCAGGACAAAGCAACCACCGACCCCUCACGCGCACGCUCUAUUUCUGCUGUUAAAAUAAUUCCUGUGAAGACAGUGAAAAGCUCUCCAGGCCUAGUACUCCCUCCAGACAUGGAUCCUACAAAAGUCUGCACUGGGAAGGGAGCCGUGACUCUCCGGGCCUCAUCCUCCUACAGGGACACCCCAAGCAGUAGCCCGGUGAGCCCUCAGGAAAGCCCACAAUACGAAAGCAAACCAGUGCUGGAGUCAGAGAAUCCCCCAGCAGAUGAGUGGCGGCUUUCUUCCAGUGCUGAUGCCAAUGGAAACGCCCAGCCCUCUUCACUCGCUGCCAAGGGCUACAGAAGCGUGCACCCCAACCUUCCCUCCGACAAGCCCCAGGACGCCACUUCCUCCAGCCCAGCCCAGCCUGAGGUCAUAGUUGUCCCUCUCUACCUGGUUAAUACUGACAGAGGGCAAGAAGGCACUGCCAGACCUCCAGCACCUCGGGGGCCACUGGGCCCCCCAGUCCCGGCGGCCGCCCCUGCCGGCUCACCUCUGACCUUCCCGACUCUAGAUGAUUUCAUUCCCCCUCAUCUGCAGAGGCGGCCCCACCACAGCCCGCCAGCCAGCGCUCCGAGCCCCCACUCCCCCGUUAGCCAGACACCACCAUCCUUCUCACCACCGCCUCCGCUGGUCCCCCCAGUCCCGGAGGGCCUGCACAGCGUCUCGGAGCCUGACCUCACGGGAGCUGUUUCAAGUACCGAUUCAAGUCCUCUGCUAAAUGAAGUUUCUUCAUCUCGUGUUAGAACUGAUUCCCAAACCUUUGCACCAGUCAGCAAGCCAUCCUCUGCCUACCCCUCCACGACCAUUGUCAAUCCCACUAUUGUGCUCUUGCAACACAACCGAGAACAGCAGAAACGACUCAGUAGCCUGUCAGAUCCUGUGUCAGAAAGAAGAGUGGGAGAACGGGACUUGGCAACAACCCAGGAAAAACCCACCUCUCCUGGCAGGUCCACUGACAAAAAGGCCAAGGAUGACAGCAGGCGGGUGGCUAAGAGCACUCAGGACCUGAGCGAUGUGUCCAUGGAUGAAGUGGGCAUCCCACUCCGGAACACCGAGAGAUCCAAAGACUGGUACAAGACCAUGUUUAAGCAGAUCCACAAGCUAAACAGAGACACUCCUGAAGAAAACCCUUAUUUCCCUACGUACAAAUUCCCUGAACUUCCUGACAUCCAGCACAAUUCUGAAGAAGACAGUCCUUACACUCCUACCUACCAGUUUCCUGCAUCUACUCCUAGUCCUAAAUCUGAAGAUGAUGAUUCAGAUCUGUACUCUCCUCGAUACUCCUUUUCUGAAGACACAAAAUCUCCCCUCUCUGUGCCUCGCUCAAAAAGUGAGAUGAGCUACAUUGACGGUGAGAAGGUAGUUAAGCGGUCAGCCACACUUCCCCUCCCGGCCCGCUCUUCCUCACUGAAAUCAAGCCCAGAAAGAAACGACUGGGAGCCCCCAGAUAAGAAAGUGGAUACAAGGAAAUACCGUGCAGAGCCCAAAAGCAUAUACGAGUACCAGCCGGGCAGGUCUUCCGUCCUGAACAACGAAAAGAUGAGUCGGGAUAUAAGCCCAGAAGAGAUAGAUUUAAAGAAUGAACCUUGGUAUAAAUUCUUUUCGGAAUUGGAGUUUGGGAAACCGCCUCCCAAAAAGAUAUGGGAUUAUACUCCUGGAGACUGCUCUAUCCUUCCUAGAGAGGAUAGAAAGACUAACCUAGAAACAGAGCCCACCCUCUGCCACACAGAGUUAGAGGCAGAUGUAGGAAAAACGGAGACGCUUAGUAAAGCCGCCCGUGCAGACCUGGCGCAGAGCUCAGCAGUCAGCCCCACUCCGGAAAUGUCUUCAGAGCCUCCUGGAUAUAUAUAUUCUUCCAACUUCCACGCAGUGAAGAGGGAAUCCGAUGGGGCUCCCGGCGACCUCGGGAGCCUGGAGAAUGAGAGGCAGAUUUAUAAAAGCGUCCUGGAAGGUGGAGACAUCCCUCUCCAGGGCCUCAGUGGGCUCAAGCGCCCGUCCAGCUCGGCCUCCACGAAAGAUUCAGAAUCACCAAGACAUUUUAUACCAGCUGACUACUUGGAAUCCACAGAAGAAUUCAUCCGAAGGCGUCAUGAUGAUAAAGAAAAACUUUUAGCGGACCAGCGACGACUUAAGCGCGAGCAAGAAGAGGCCGAUAUUGCAGCUCGGCGCCACACGGGCGUCAUUCCAACGCACCAUCAGUUUAUCACUAAUGAGCGCUUUGGGGACCUCCUCAAUAUAGACGAUACGGCAAAAAGGAAAUCUGGGUCAGAGAUGAGACCUGCCAGAGCCAAAUUUGACUUUAAAGCUCAGACACUGAAGGAGCUUCCUCUGCAAAAGGGAGACAUUGUUUACAUUUAUAAGCAGAUCGACCAGAACUGGUACGAAGGCGAGCACCACGGCCGGGUGGGCAUCUUCCCGCGCACCUACAUCGAGCUUCUUCCUCCUGCGGAGAAGGCUCAGCCCAAAAAGUUGACACCGGUGCAGAUCUUGGAAUACGGAGAAGCUAUCGCAAAGUUCAACUUCAAUGGGGAUACGCAAGUGGAAAUGUCCUUCAGGAAGGGUGAGAGGAUCACGCUGCUCCGACAGGUGGACGAGAACUGGUACGAAGGGAGGAUCCCGGGGACGACCCGGCAAGGCAUCUUCCCCAUCACCUACGUGGACGUGAUCAAAAGGCCACUGGUGAAAAACCGGGUGGAUUACAUCGACCUGCCUUACUCCUCCCCAAGUCGUAGUGCCACCGCGAGCCCACAGUUUCCCAGUCACAGCAAGCUCAUCCUGCCAGCCCCCUCAUCUCUGCCUCACCCCCACCGAGCCCUGUCCCCUGAGAUGCAGGCUGUCACCUCGGAGUGGAUCUCACUGACGGUGGGGGUCCCAGGCCGGCGUCCUCUGGCCCUGACCCCACCUCUGCCUCCUCUGCCAGAGGCGUCUGUCUAUUACACUGACCACCUUGCCUUUUUGACAAGGCCUAGUCCCUCCCUGUCCCUCAGCCUCCCCCAUUCGAGCUGGUCGGGUCGUUCCACGCCCCACUCGAUUGUCUCCCCACUGGCCCUCCCUGCCCCCCACCGAGCCUACUCCCCGGUGCCUGGUGCCCAGACCUCCCUUCACGUCAACGGAGACAGUGGCAGCCACAGGCCCCCUCCAGGCUUCCCGCAGGGCAGCUUCUCCCAGCCUCUGCUUGGGAGCCCUGAUAGAGUCAUCUCGGAGCUUAGCAACGCCUUUAGCAGCCAGGGCCCGUGGCGAGAAGAAAGCAGACAGUACGAAAGGAAAGCAGAGAGGGAGGCAGGUGAGAGAUGCCUGGGCGGACCCACGAUCUCUAAGAAGAGCUGCUUGAAACCUUCAGACGUGGUCAGGUGCCUGAGCACCGAACAGAGACUCUCAGACCUCUGCACCCCCGAGGAGAGCCAGCCCAGCCAGGCCCUGGGCAGCCCUUUCCCGGGACGGGAGGCUGAGCAGACAGAGCCGCGUAGAGGUGGCGAGCAGGCUGAGCGGAAGGCUGCUCGGAGUGGUGUGCGCCAGCAACCUCAAGCCCAGCAGCGAAGAGUCACCCCAGACAGGAGUCAAGCCUCACAAGAUUUAUUUAGCUACCAAGCAUUAUAUAGCUAUAUACCACAGAACGAUGAUGAGUUGGAACUCCGAGAUGGAGAUAUUGUUGAUGUCAUGGAAAAGUGUGACGAUGGAUGGUUUGUUGGUACUUCAAGAAGGACCAGGCAGUUUGGCACUUUUCCAGGCAACUAUGUAAAGCCUUUGUAUCUGUAAGAAGACUGAAAACCGCAGAGAUGAUUUUUGCCGGAGGAUGAAGCAUAACCCAUGAACUGGUCUCUUUAUUUGAAAGUGGAGUCAGUAGGAAAAGUAAUACAGUGGAUAAAGAACGAAGCAAAAGAGCGGGACAGAGAAGUGUGUUGUGUGUAAAACCCGGGCCUGUCUCAGCUCACCGUGCAUCAGACAGGCCCGAACCAUGCGCUGAGCAGAAAGGAAUGAGGCAAAUCUGUAUUUAUUUAGCUGCUUCUGGGAGCCUCUCCAGCCCUCCCCUCCGCUCCCCGUCUGAGGUAAUCUGACCUGUGGCCACAGAAACGCCUCCUGCUGCUGCCUCCCUGACCUGCCUGAAGCGGCCCUCAGAGCCCCGGCAGGUCCCCAGCCAUUCUCCAAAGGCUCCACACAGACCCCCGCCCCACCCCAGCCACCCGAGCCCGCAGAUCCCCCAGCACCAUCAGCACCGCUGGAGACCAGUCUGGGCUGCGAGGUCAUCCCUAGACGGUGGUGGAGGCCCCUCGCUGGACCUGCUGAGGUUAGUGGGGAAAUGGAGGCGAACCUUCGGCGCCCCGAGCACGCACACCCAGCCUGCGGCAUUGCCACUGCCCCCUGGUGUCAGACAGAAAAGCACGGGAGGUUUGCCCGUGGGAGCAGGUGGCCAGGCAGACAGUGAAAUGUGGGUGUCCCAGUGACUUAGGUCAGGAAGCCCUGUAGCUCCUGAGGUCAUAUGCCGUGUGCUUUCCCGGAUCACUGGCUUCCACAGAUGUUCCCUUUCAGGGCACAGUUUCAUUGAUCAGACACCGUUGCUAAUCUUUCUCUUCUGGAUUGUUCUUGGCCAGGACAGUUUGGGAUUGAUAGGCCUGUUCUCAGGGAGAAAAGGAUGGUGAUGUUCAGUGAUUCAUUUAACACACUCUGAUAGACACUGGAUGCUGGGCACCAGCCAGCCGACUUACCGCAUCCCAAUAGGAGCUCAAGGGCCACUCAGAAUGUAGUCCCCGGGGCUGUGGGUCCUGGUGCACCCUGGCCAGGCUUCGCUUCAGAGCAGAGGUGUGGAUGCAGGGCCAGGUGUGAGGAAGUGAUUCUGCUGCUCCCAGGAGGCCGGAGCUCAGCGGGGAGGCCCCUGCGAUGCCUGGGUGUUCAGUCACAACUCUGUCCGAGUCCAGGAUGUUUGUCAGCCCUCUCUGUUAGACCCCUUGGAGAAUGAAAGAUAGGAAUGGCCCAUUCCCUGCCUGCCGGGGACUCAGAGGUGAUUGGAGACACACACACACACACACACACACACACAUAGGAGAGACUGUGAAAUGU